UACUAUUACAGAAAUUAAAUUUGUCUUUUCUGACUCAUCCGCAUCCUUGAAGAGCAUCUUGUAGAAGAGGAAGGAAAAGAUGGGUGUGAAAACAUUUACUCACAGCUCCUCUUCCCACAGCCAGGAAAUGCUCGGGAAGCUAAAUAUGCUACGGAAUGAUGGACAUUUUUGUGAUAUCACUAUUCGUGUCCAGGACAAAAUCUUCCGAGCACAUAAGGUGGUACUAGCAGCUUGCAGUGAUUUCUUUCGCACCAAACUCGUAGGCCAAGCAGAGGAUGAGAACAAGAAUGUUUUGGAUCUGCAUCACGUUACGGUGACUGGCUUCAUUCCCCUUUUAGAAUAUGCCUACACAGCCACUCUGUCAAUUAACACGGAAAACAUUAUUGAUGUUCUAGCAGCAGCCAGCUAUAUGCAGAUGUUCAGUGUUGCUAGCACCUGCUCAGAGUUCAUGAAAUCAAGCAUUUUGUGGAAUACACCCAACAGCCAACCAGAAAAAGGUUUAGAUGCUGGACAAGAAAAUAAUUCUAACUGCAAUUUUACUUCUCGAGAUGGAAGCAUUUCUCCAGUGUCUUCCGAGUGCAGUGUUGUAGAAAGAACCAUUCCUGUCUGCCGAGAAUCCCGGAGAAAGCGCAAAAGCUACAUUGUUAUGUCCCCUGAAAGUCCUGUAAAGUGUAGCACACAGACAAGUUCACCCCAAGUGUUGAAUUCUUCAGCUACCUACUCAGAAAAUAGAACUCAGCCAGUUGACUCUUCUUUAGCUUUUCCUUGGACUUUUCCUUUUGGAAUUGACCGACGGAUUCAACCUGAGAAGGUGAAGCAGGCAGAAAAUACCCGGACUUUGGAGUUACCUGGCCCAUCUGAGACAGGUAGAAGAAUGGCUGAUUACGUGACUUGUGAGAGCACAAAAACUGCCUUGCCACUGGGUACAGAAGAAGAUGUCCGGGUCAAAGUAGAAAGGCUGAGUGAUGAGGAGGUCCAUGAGGAAGUGCCCCAGCCAGUCAGUGCAUCUCAGAGCUCACUGAGCGACCAGCAGACAGUGCCGGGGAGUGAGCAAGCCCAGGAGGACCUUCUGAUUAGUCCACAGUCCUCCUCCAUAGCUAAUGGAAGGGAGGAGACAAUGAUUACUACCACAUGGAUGCGGCAAGCUGACUCUGAACUGUAUGUGGAAAUGCCGAGGGCUGAGAAUAGCCAGAACUUUCUGGACAUAAGUGAUCAAGGCUCAGUAGAUGAAGGUGUCACCGAGGGGUUGCCUACACUUCAGAGCACUUCCAGCACUAACGCCCAUGCGGAUGAGGAUGACCGAUUGGAAAAUGUUCAGUAUCCCUACCAACUCUACAUUGCUCCUUCCACCAGCAGUACAGAACGACCAAGUCCAAACGGCCCAGACAGGCCUUUCCAAUGUCCAACCUGUGGGGUGCGAUUCACCCGCAUUCAGAACCUGAAGCAGCACAUGCUCAUCCACUCAGGAAUUAAACCAUUUCAGUGUGACCGCUGUGGGAAAAAGUUCACCAGGGCUUACUCACUAAAGAUGCAUCGCCUAAAGCAUGAAGGUAAACGCUGUUUCCGGUGCCAGAUAUGUAGUGCCACUUUCACUUCCUUCGGGGAAUAUAAACACCACAUGAGGGUUUCCCGGCACAUUAUCCGCAAGCCUCGGAUUUACGAGUGCAAAACAUGUGGCGCCAUGUUCACCAACUCUGGAAAUUUAAUCGUGCACCUGAGGAGUCUGAACCAUGAAGCAUCAGAGCUAGCAAACUACUUCCAGAGCAGUGAUUUCCUAGUACCGGACUACUUAAACCAGGAGCAAGAAGAGACCCUUGUUCAGUACGACCUUGGAGAACACGGUUUGGAGAGCAGCUCCUCUGUUCAGAUGCCUGUGAUUUCACAGGUCUCCUCAACCCAGAACUGCGAGAGCGCUUUCCCCUUGGGGGCUCUCGGCGGGCUGACAGAAAAGGAGGAAGAUGCACCUGAGCCGCCGAAGGCCAGUGCUUGUGCCGAGGCAGCCAGAGAGGACCCCCAAGGCAGAGCUGUCAUCCAUAACCAUUGAGUAAUGUGUGGCUUGGCUUCGUUUUUGGUUUUUGGAAAGUGCCUGUGCUUGGUCUUGUAUAUUUACAUUAAUUUUUAAAACAGAAAAAGGGUUUGGGAAAGAACUUCCCCCUUUUACUUUGUAAGCCCUACAACUGAUAUUUUAUUUUUCCUAGUGAGAGAUCGCUUCUGUAAGUACACAGUAGCAUGACGUUGAAGCAUAACAGAAACUGGGGCUGGAGAGCCGCUGCCCUAUCCCAGUUUCUUCUUCAGUGUUCAAAGUAGGCUAACACCACGUUUUAGGAAAAGAACUCAGAAGGCGAUUGUCUUUCCUGAGAUGAAGGGUACCGGAGAAGCAGGUUAUGAAGCAAAGGUUGACAGACGGCCUGAGGAGAUGUUUACUCUUACACACAGAAUGUUGUAUAUUUUGUAAAGCCUGUUGUUUUGGAAGUAUUUAUGGUGAGCAUUCUUAAAAAUUACUGGCGUGAAUACUUCUAAAAUCCAGUAAACUCUUCUUUUAAGCUUUGUCGUUUUUGUUACGGUUUUCCUUGGUGAGAAUUUGGUAUGGGCUAGGCAUUUCCUGUUCCCUCUAGUGCCACUCCAGAGGCAGAGCCAGGACUGCCCGUAGUCCAGCUGUGGAAGAAGUGCCCAAGACGGAGAGUGACGUAUGUCUGUAUGUCAGUCCUGGCCUCGCAGAACUCUCUGAGCACUGCUUCGCUGACUGAAAGCGAUGGCUGCCUGGUCUUGGAGCAGCAGUGCUGGCUCAGUAGACCACUGCCCGGUGGGUCUCCCCGUGCCCCAUCGCACUGUUCGCGCCCAGACCAGUGUGCCGCCACGUCCGUGGAAACUGCUGGAGAUAGUCUGUAUUUUACAUGUGAGGUUAUGCACUGUGAGGCUGUUUCUAUUGUGCUGUUUUGGACAAAAUAAAGAAUUGUCUGUUGAGGCUGUGUUCUUAACCCA
Tupaia belangeri chinensis (Chinese tree shrew) is the source of this 2982-nucleotide messenger RNA. RefSeq names its product zinc finger and BTB domain containing 44 (gene ZBTB44). The transcript is spliced from 7 exons. The record is from RefSeq and is a predicted model, not a curated record. Lineage: Eukaryota; Metazoa; Chordata; Mammalia; Scandentia; Tupaiidae. Gene Ontology annotation, biological process: regulation of transcription by RNA polymerase II. Gene Ontology annotation, molecular function: DNA-binding transcription factor activity, RNA polymerase II-specific; protein binding; RNA polymerase II cis-regulatory region sequence-specific DNA binding. Bases 80 to 2044 code for a protein of 654 amino acids.